UCUUACCUCUCAGAAUUGGCCAUUAGCUGAAUAGGUGUCCUGGGCUGGAAUUCUAACAGCACCUACAAGGAGCUAUUCAUGAUGUCAGACUAUUAUUGGUUUGAAGGGAUACCUUUUCCUGCCAUAGGAUAUCAAAGAGAAAAUUUGGAAGAUGUCCGUAGUAAGUUUGUGGUGAAAGAAGAAGACUUGUUGAUAUUGACUUACCCCAAGUCAGGAACACACUGGCUGAUUGAGAUUGUCUGCUUGAUUCAGACCAAGGGAGAUCCGAAGUGGAUCCAAACUGUGCCCAUUUGGGACCGCUCACCCUGGCUAGAGACUGAUUCAGGAUAUCCUGCAUUAAUCAAUAAAGAAGGACCACGACUCAUAACCUCCCAUCUUCCCAUCCAUCUCUUCCCCAAGUCUUUGUUCAGUUCCAAGGCCAAGGCGAUCUAUCUCAUCAGAAAUCCCAGAGAUAUUCUUGUGUCUGGUUACUUUUUCUAUGGUAACACAAACCUUGUGAAGAAUCCAGGGUCACUCAGAACAUAUUUUGAAUGGUUCCUCAAAGGAAAUGGACUUAGUGUGUCGUCUCCCAGUGAGACAAGACAAGAGGAAUGGGAUCCACAGACAGGAAACAGUUUAAGGGAGAGACCCAGCACCAGUUGUUUGGAGACCUGCUCAAGACCAAGCUGCUCAUCUGCUCCAUAUGUACAGGGCCCCUAGUUCUAGCUCAUGAUA
Messenger RNA from Mus caroli (Ryukyu mouse), 714 nucleotides. NCBI's taxonomy places the organism in Eukaryota, Metazoa, Chordata, Mammalia, Rodentia, Muridae. The record is from RefSeq and is a predicted model, not a curated record.